Messenger RNA from Vicia villosa (hairy vetch), 1173 nucleotides. RefSeq lists its product as uncharacterized. Bases 1 to 1173 code for a protein of 390 amino acids. The record is from RefSeq and is a predicted model, not a curated record. The transcript has a single exon. NCBI's taxonomy places the organism in Eukaryota, Viridiplantae, Streptophyta, Magnoliopsida, Fabales, Fabaceae.
AUGACCGUGGCUCGCGCAGCAUGUAGAGGAUGGGACAUCUUUCAGCUUGAUGUCAAAUCUGCGUUUUUUUAUGGUGAAUUAAACGAGAACGUAUACGUUGAGCAACCAAAAGGGUUUGUGCAGAAAGGAGAAGAGCAUAAGGUUUACAAGUUGCAUAAAGCCUUGUAUGGCUUAAAACAAGCACCACGAGCAUGGUUCAGUCGUAUAGAAUCCCAUUUCAUGAAGGAAGGUUUUCAAAUAUGUCCAAAUGAACAAUCCUUGUUCAUCAAAAGAAGUACACGAGGUUGUAUAUUAAUCGUUAGCAUUUAUGUCGAUGAUUUGAUUUACACAGGUGAUGACGAGGUCAUGAUGAUUGAGUUCAAAAAGUCUAUGAUGCAAGAUUUUGACAUGACUGAUUUGGGCAAGAUGAAAUUCUUUCUUGGCAUAGAAAUUAUGCAGAAAUUAGAAGGGAUUUUUGUGUGUCAAAAGAAAUAUGUCACUGAUAUUUUAAAGAAGUUUACAAUGUCUGACAGCAAGCCUGUGAAUAGUCCAAUUGUUCCAGGUUUUAAGAUUAACAGAGAUGUUAAUGGUACAGCUGUGGAUGACACUUACUUCAAGCAAAUAGUUGGAAGUCUGAUGUAUCUAACAACUACAAGACCAGAUAUCAUGUUUAGUGUGAGCUUAAUUAGUAGAUAUAUGUCAAAACCAACAGAAUUGCAUUUACAAGCUGCGAAACGAAUAUUACGUUAUUUGAAAGGAACUGUUAGCUAUGGGAUUUUCUACAAGAAGGGAGGGGAAGAAGAAUUGCUUGCUUUCACGGAUUCUGAUUAUGAUGGAGAUGAAGAAGAUUCUAAAAGCACCUCGGGGUAUGUUUUUUUAUUAAGUUCAGGAGCAGUAUCAUGGAUGUCCAAAAAGCAACCAAUUGUUACUCUUUCAACUACUGAAGCCGAGUUUGUUGUUGCUGCUGCAAGUGCUUGUCAAGCUGUAUGGAUGAGAAGGGUUUUGAGAAACUUAAGUCAUGUUCAAGAAGGAAGUACUGUUAUCAUGUGCGAUAAUAGCUCAACAAUUAAACUAUCAAAAAAUCUGGUAAACUAUCAGGGAGCGUUUUCAUUUUUUAAGAGAUCUUGUAAAGGAUGGCGAAGUCGAAUUGGUGCACUGUGCAACUCAGGAGCAGGUGGCAGAUUUGAUGACUAA